Messenger RNA from Anthostomella pinea, 1227 nucleotides. Lineage: Eukaryota; Fungi; Ascomycota; Sordariomycetes; Xylariales; Xylariaceae. The record is from the annotation of a GenBank genome assembly.
AUGCGAUACUCUACAGUCAUUGGAGCAUUGGUGGCGACGACGUGUGUUGCCGGCCAGGCUCCGGCUCCGGGGGAAGAUGGCAAAUUCACCAUUAGCUCUGCGGGAUUGAAGGCGCAGGUCAGUUUCAUUCCAUAUGGUGCUACCCUUACGAACCUUUUCGUCAAGGACGAGAAUGGGGAAGAUGUGGAUAUUGUUCUCGGCUACGAUGACAUUGAAUACUAUGGUAACAUGACCGGGACUCAAGAAGCUGCCACUGGUAGCAAGCUGAUGCGUGGUAUAGCUGAGGACCCAGUACACCCCGUGUACAACAGCAUCCCGGGACGGUAUGUCAAUCGUAUUGGCCAUGGCAAGUACACCAUCGACAACAAGACCUACAGCACACAGCUGAAUGACGGGAACAACACCCUUCACGUUGGCACGAACAACUGGUCAUACCGAACAUGGAGCGUGGCCGCUGCCAGCGAAGACACGAUCACCUUCAACAUCCGCGAUGAGGCCAACUCGUCACAGGGGAUGCCCGGCCUCGUCAGGGCGAACGUUACCUACAGCGUUACCAACAGCACCUGGAACAUCAAGAUGCAGGCAACAUCGCCACAGACCAAAUCACCUGACCGCGUUCAACAAACAGCGCUCAUGCUAACGCAACACACGUACUUCAACCUCGACGCCUACAAGAACCCCGAGACGGUCAAGAUCUGGAAUCACACGCUCUACAUGCCGUACUCGAAACGUCACCUCGUAGCCGACGACGGGGCGCUGCCUACGGGCGUGAUCGGGACCGCGGCCCCUAAUAGCAUCAACGACUUCUGGAGCAGUCCGAAUUUGUUCCUCGGCCACGCCCAGGCCGACCCAGGCUUCCCCGGCAACUGCGGUGGAGGGGGUGCGUGCGAGGGGUAUAACGGCUACUUCCUCAUCGACGAAGCGCCCAAAGAUGCCGUCGUCGUGUCGCUGGGCAGCACCUUCUCGGGCAUUAAAGCCGAUCUGCGGACGGACCAGCCGGGGGUGGUCAUCUACUCGUGCAACUGGAUGGAUGGCACGCUUGACCUAAAGAGCACACAGGGCACGGCUGAGAACAGGAAGGUCGUGCGGAGCUCCUGUGUCGCGAUCGAAGCUCAGGAUUAUGUCGAUGGGAUCAACCACCCUGAAUGGGGACGUCUCGACGCACAGAUCACGGGACCGGGUGAGGCUUACUCAUGGGAGAGCUCGUGGACGUUUGGAAUGUUGUGA